Messenger RNA from Cetraspora pellucida, 812 nucleotides. Lineage: Eukaryota; Fungi; Glomeromycota; Glomeromycetes; Diversisporales; Gigasporaceae. The record is from the annotation of a GenBank genome assembly.
GUAUAGGCUGGUCUAAGUUGACGUUAAAUGCAUUAAAAGGCUUGUGUAUGUCAUGCAGUUUAUCUAGUGUAGGAAAUAAGAAGGACCUUAGUGAUAGGCUCCAGGCAUAUUUCGGGAAGAAUAAAGGAAAAGCUACAGACAAGAGUGGAGUAGGGGAUGAUGAAGAUUUGGAUAACAUUAUCGAAGUACCUAGAAAUGAUGCAGAUGAAAGAGAUUGGGAUAAUGGAAGUGAUGCUAACCUUGAGUUGGAUGACAUGCGUGCAUAUUCACAGGAAGCAGACAAUAGGAUUAAAGAUGAGUUAGUAGGUUAUUCCCAAGGAAGAAAAAAGGCAGAACAAAUAAAAGUUGAUAUGUUUCUGUUGGCAAUAGCAUGGCCCAAGGUUAGCUUGUCAAAGCCAUGGGAUCAAUACAAAUAUGAUUUCUUGGUAAAAAUUGGCAAAUGUUUGGACAAAGCAAUAAAAGUAGUACCAAUGGCUAAUAAAAAAGACUUUGAUGGUAUUAGAGAUGAAAUCGAAGCCCAGGCAGCUACACUAAGUUUGGCGGAUAAUAAGGGUUGGGGUACAGCAUUACAGAUAGUCAGAAGUAAUGACAAAAUGAUGGAAAAAUACAAGAAUCGCAUAAGAAGAAAAGAUAUUCUUUACCUUCGUCUGAUUCAGAAAGAGAUGAAAGUUAUAAGAGUAAAAGGAGAUAUGAUAGAAGCUUUCAAUCCUUUCGUAACAGAGAAGCCUUUAGGUUUCCAGAACGUAAAGGAGUCUUUAACUGCUUCAACUGUGGAGGCCUUGGUCACAUCGCCUCCAGCUGCCCUUCCACAG